Micromonas pusilla CCMP1545 is the source of this 2604-nucleotide messenger RNA. RefSeq lists its product as uncharacterized. Gene Ontology annotation, molecular function: helicase activity; ATP binding; nucleic acid binding. The transcript has 4 exons. The record is from RefSeq and is a predicted model, not a curated record. NCBI's taxonomy places the organism in Eukaryota, Viridiplantae, Chlorophyta, Mamiellophyceae, Mamiellales, Mamiellaceae. The annotation marks the transcript as partial.
CUCCUCCUUUCUCUCUUCGUCGCUCAUCAGACGAGCACCUCGCUCGUGCUCCAGGCCCCGCCCGGGGCGGGCAAGACGACGACGCUCCCGCUCGCGCUCCUCCUCAGCGACCCGGCGUGGAUGCGCGGCGAAGGCGGCGGCUCGAUCGGCGGCUCGAUCAUCCUCUUGGAACCGCGCCGCCUCGCCGCGCGCGCGGCGGCGCAUCGCAUGGCGUCCAUCCUCAACGAGCGCGUCGGCGAGACCGUGGGCUACCGCGUCCGGUUCGACUCGAAGACGUCCUCGAGAACGCGCGUGGAGGUGGUCACCGAGGGCGUGUUCACGCGGCGGCUGCAGGACGACCCGACGGUGAUCUUCGACGAGUUCCACGAGCGGUCGCUCGACGCGGACGCGUCUCUCGCGCUCGCGAAGGACGCGAAGAGCGCGCUUCGGCCGGACUUGAGGCUGAUCGUGAUGUCCGCGACGUUGGGGGACGUCGGCGAGCGCGUCGCGCGGUUCGGCGGGUGUCCGGUGAUCACGAGCGAGGGGAAAUCGUUUCCGGUGGAGACGAAGUAUUUGGGUCCGCCCGGGAAGAACUUCAUGGACCUCGAGAACGCGAUGAUAACCGCCGUUCGAAAGGCGUUAACGGAGAACCCCGGACCCGACGGCGGCGACAUCCUGUGUUUUCUCCCCGGCGCGGGAGAGAUCAACCGCGUCGUUCGCGACUUGCGCGACGGCGGCGGCGGCGAAAAGCUCAGCGUGAUGCCGCUCUACGGCGGCCUGUCGCAAUCCGAGCAGUCCGACGCGCUCGCGCCCGCGCCGCCCGGCGUCCGCCGCGUCGUCGUCGCGACGCCGAUCGCGGAGAGCUCUCUGACGAUCCCGGGCGUGCGAAUCGUGAUCGACAGCGGUCUGCGCCGAGCGCCGAGAUUCGACGCCAACAAGGGGACGACGCGUCUCGACGUCGUCAAAAUUUCUCUCGCCAGCGCGGACCAACGCCGCGGCCGCGCCGGCCGCGUCGCCCCCGGGACGUGCUACCGCCUCUGGAGCGAGCUCUCGCACGCGUCGCUCGCGCCGGACACGCCGCCGGAGAUCACGAGCGCGGACUUGGCGCCGCUCGCGUUGGACCUCGCGGCGUGGGGCGUGGACGACCCCGCGUCGUUGCCGUGGCUGGACCCGCCGCCCGCGGGGCAGAUGGCCGCCGCGAGGACGCUCCUGACGCGCCUCGGCGCGAUCGACGCCGCGAGCGGACGCGUCACGAGGGAGGGCGCGCGGAUGGCGCGGCUGCCGCUGCACCCGCGGCACGCGCGGAUGGCGCUGUUCGCCGCGCGGAGAGGGCCGGAGAGCGCGCGGCUCGCGUGUCAGCUCGCGGCGACGUUGGGGGAUCGGGACGUGCUGAGGGGGCGCGACGUUCCCGUGGACGUGCGAUCGCGCGUGGGGGCGCUGUGGAGCGCGAACGGCGGCGGGGGGUGGGCGUCGCCCGCGGGCGCGGGCGAGGCGACGCCGACGGGGAGAGGGGGGGGGACGCCGCCGACGGCGGCGGGGAUUGAACCGGCGGCGGGGCCGGUGAGGGUGCCGAUCGGGACGAAGCUCCCGAGCGGUCGGAAGAAAGCCGGCGUGCUCCUCGCGCUCGCGUACCCCGACCGCGUCGGCGUGCGACGAUCGAAAGGCGGCGCGUUCGCGCUGUCGAGCGGCAAAGGCGCCGCGAGCGUCCCGAGCUCGGACGUCAUGUCCAGGGAGGACGUCAUCGCUAUCGCGGAGCUCGGCGGCGGCGGCGGCGGCGACGCCGCCGCGCGGAACGACCGCGCGCGCCUCGCGGCGCCGGUGCCGCUUGCCGCGUUGCUUCCCGCGUCCGGCGACGCGCCCGCCGGGUGCCUCCACGACGCGCUGUGCGAGACGCGCGACGUCGUCGCGUGGGCGGCCGCGUCGAAGGCGAUCGUCGCGCGGAGACAGCUGCGCGUCGGCGAGGCGGUAAUUCGAGAGACGGCGUUCGCGCCCGCGCCCGAGGCUGUCGUCGACGCGAUGCUCCAAGGCGUGCGCGCGAUUGGCGUGAAGAACGCGCUGGGUUGGUCGGAGAAGACGGAGCAGUGGCGACGGCGCGUGAUGUGGUCUCGGGACAGCGGCGACGACGCGCUGCCGGACUUGAGCGACGCCGCGUUGGAGGCGAGCUUAGAGGAGUGGCUCGCGCCGAUGCUUCCUGGGGUGACGUCCGUCUCCGCGCUUCGAAAGCUCGACGGCGACGGGUUGCUUCGGUGCAUGGUGGAUUACGAAUCGUCGCGGAGAGUCGAAGCGUCGUGCCCGACGCACGUCGUGGUCCCGAGCGGGAGCAAGCUUCCGGUGGAUUACGGCGCGCCCGGCGGGACGCCGGUGCUGCGGGCGCGGUUGCAGGAGCUGUUCGGGAUGACGGAGACGCCGAGGGCGGGCGCGAAUAAGACGGUCGCGAUGGAGGUGCACCUGUUGUCGCCGGCGGGUCGACCGGUGCAGGUGACGACGGAUCUGAAGUCGUUCUGGGCGAACGCGUACCACGACGUCGCGAAGGAGAUGCGAGGGCGGUAUCCGAAGCACUACUGGCCGGAGGAUCCGACGACCGCGGAGGCGACGAACCGCGCGAAGCCGCGGAAGACGAAGUGA